AUGGCUGGGGCGGCGCAGGGCGAGGCCGGGCUGCGGCGGCAGCUGCAGAGCUCGCAGGAGGUGCGGGAGCGGCGGAGCGAGGUACUGGAGUCCCGGGCUUGUUGUGGAGAGCUGGAGCAGCAGCUGGAAGCAGCAGGGGGAUCCCUCCCAGACAGGUGUGAAGCCAGAGAAGACCGCAGAAGCCUGGAGAAAGCACUGCUUCGUUUGGAAGAGGAGCAGCGAAGGUGUAGGAAACUGGCAAAAGUGAACGCUGUCCUGCAGGAGAAGCUCAAUAAAGAACGGGAGUUUAAUUCUGCACUUAAAGAAGAUGUUGGAAAACUGACAGCGAAUUGGCUGAGGACUCAGGAGGAGCUGGAAUGGAAGGAAAGGAAAUGGUACAGUGAACGAGAGUUUUAUAACAACCACAUCAGGGAUGAACAGAAGCAUCUGCUCAGCCUGUGGCGCCAGGUGCUGACCUUCAUCCACCGCAUCCUGGACAUCAAGACGGCCACUGACCGAGAUUUGUCAGAGCUGAAGGCGGAGCAGAUGAGGAUUUUUGGGUCUGUAUUUGUGCACUACUCCUGCCUGAACCGUGCUGUGCAGCUCUGGGAGUCCCUCGCUCUGGGGAGACACGUCCAGAAGGAGGAGGCCCAGCAGCAGGUGGGAGAGGAAAAAAGCCAGAAGGCUCAGGAGCUGAUGAGCUUAGAAGUGAAGGAGGACCUGGAGGAGGAGGAGCUUCAAGACAGCUUGGAGGAUGUAGGUGUGCUUGAAGGACAGCGUUCCUUAUUACAGAGCAAGUUGGUAGUUGCGAGAGAAGAACAGGGGGAGCUGCACCUACAGAAAGAUCUGCUGCAUCAAGAGAAACACAAGCUGAGCAUGGUCGUGGAGAAGGUGGAGCAGUUGGUAACAGAGCUGACAGAGACUCAGAAUAGGCUGAAUGGUGAGAUAGCUGAUCUACAUGCUGCAAAAGCCAACCUGAGAAGCAUCAACGAAGCUCUUGCACUGGAUGAAGUGCAGCUGAACAAGCUUCUGCUGCAGAUGUCCCAGCAGCAGGAGUUGUUGAGCCAUGGACUGGAGGUGCUGCGCCAGGAGCCCUCUCACCAGGCGCACGCCCUGGCCGGGGUGUCCACGGAGAAGGAGUUGGUGCUGCAGGAGAAGGCUGCCCUCGAGGUGCCACUGGCAGCCACAGAGCGGGACAGACAAGGCCUUUCCGAGCAGCUGGCAGAGGCCAGGUCAGGGAGGGAGAGCCUGGAAUCGGUCCUGUUUGAGGCUCAGCAGCACUUAUUUCAGCUGGAGACCGGCAGGAGUCAGCUUGAAGUCCAACUUCAUGCAGUCAGGCAGGCCAAGGAUGCGUUGCAGGGGGAAGUGAAGUGCCUCCAGUCUCCUCAGGAAACUGAUCACAAAAAGGAACUGAAAGAGCUCCAGCAAUACGUGGCACGUGAACGGGAAGAGCUGCAAGAGAUGCUGGAGAAAUUGGAAAAGGAGAAGGCAGAGAAAGAAGACGAAGAAGACGAGCAUGAGGAGAAGCUGUUGAAUAUGAAGCAGAAGGUGGCUGUCAUGCAAGCUCAACAAGAAGAGGAGCGAGCCAGAGUGGAAAAGGCCAAGCAAGAGGUCCUGCUAGAACAGGAGAGUGAGAAGAAUGUUUUAUUACAGACGCUACUCCAGACCCAGGCAGACAUAAGAGAAGCCUGCGAGCAGCUCGAGCAGCUCAGGCAGGAGGUGAACGAGCAGCAAGAGAGCGGGCAGAUGUCCCAGCAGCAGGAGUUGUUGAGCCAUGGACUGGAGGUGCUGCGCCAGGAGCCCUCUCACCAGGCGCACGCCCUGGCCGGGGUGUCCACGGAGAAGGAGUUGGUGCUGCAGGAGAAGGCUGCCCUCGAGGUGCCACUGGCAGCCACAGAGCGGGACAGACAAGGCCUUUCCGAGCAGCUGGCAGAGGCCAGGUCAGGGAGGGAGAGCCUGGAAUCGGUCCUGUUUGAGGCUCAGCAGCACUUAUUUCAGCUGGAGACCGGCAGGAGUCAGCUUGAAGUCCAACUUCAUGCAGUCAGGCAGGCCAAGGAUGCGUUGCAGGGGGAAGUGAAGUGCCUCCAGUCUCCUCAGGAAACUGAUCACAAAAAGGAACUGAAAGAGCUCCAGCAAUACGUGGCACGUGAACGGGAAGAGCUGCAAGAGAUGCUGGAGAAAUUGGAAAAGGAGAAGGCAGAGAAAGAAGACGAAGAAGACGAGCAUGAGGAGAAGCUGUUGAAUAUGAAGCAGAAGGUGGCUGUCAUGCAAGCUCAACAAGAAGAGGAGCGAGCCAGAGUGGAAAAGGCCAAGCAAGAGGUCCUGCUAGAACAGGAGAGUGAGAAGAAUGUUUUAUUACAGACGCUACUCCAGACCCAGGCAGAGAUAAGAGAAGCCUGCGAGCAGCUCGAGCAGCUCAGGCAGGAGGUGAACGAGCAGCAAGAGAGCGGGCAGAUGUCCCAGCAGCAGGAGUUGUUGAGCCAUGGACUGGAGGUGCUGCGCCAGGAGCCCUCUCACCAGGCGCACGCCCUGGCCGGGGUGUCCACGGAGAAGGAGUUGGUGCUGCAGGAGAAGGCUGCCCUCGAGGUGCCACUGGCAGCCACAGAGCGGGACAGACAAGGCCUUUCCGAGCAGCUGGCAGAGGCCAGGUCAGGGAGGGAGAGCCUGGAAUCGGUCCUGUUUGAGGCUCAGCAGCACUUAUUUCAGCUGGAGACCGGCAGGAGUCAGCUUGAAGUCCAACUUCAUACAGUCAGGCAGGCCAAGGAUGCGUUGCAGGGGGAAGUGAAGUGCCUCCAGUCUCCUCAGGAAACUGAUCACAAAAAGGAACUGAAAGAGCUCCAGCAAUACGUGGCACGUGAACGGGAAGAGCUGCAAGAGAUGCUGGAGAAAUUGGAAAAGGAGAAGGCAGAGAAAGAAGACGAAGAAGACGAGCAUGAGGAGAAGCUGUUGAAUAUGAAGCAGAAGGUGGCUGUCAUGCAAGCUCAACAAGAAGAGGAGCGAGCCAGAGUGGAAAAGGCCAAGCAAGAGGUCCUGCUAGAACAGGAGAGUGAGAAGAAUGUUUUAUUACAGACGCUACUCCAGACCCAGGCAGACAUAAGAGAAGCCUGCGAGCAGCUCGAGCAGCUCAGGCAGGAGGUGAACGAGCAGCAAGAGAGCGGGCAGAUGUCCCAGCAGCAGGAGUUGUUGAGCCAUGGACUGGAGGUGCUGCGCCAGGAGCCCUCUCACCAGGCGCACGCCCUGGCCGGGGUGUCCACGGAGAAGGAGUUGGUGCUGCAGGAGAAGGCUGCCCUCGAGGUGCCACUGGCAGCCACAGAGCGGGACAGACAAGGCCUUUCCGAGCAGCUGGCAGAGGCCAGGUCAGGGAGGGAGAGCCUGGAAUCGGUCCUGUUUGAGGCUCAGCAGCACUUAUUUCAGCUGGAGACCGGCAGGAGUCAGCUUGAAGUCCAACUUCAUGCAGUCAGGCAGGCCAAGGAUGCGUUGCAGGGGGAAGUGAAGUGCCUCCAGUCUCCUCAGGAAACUGAUCACAAAAAGGAACUGAAAGAGCUCCAGCAAUACGUGGCACGUGAACGGGAAGAGCUGCAAGAGAUGCUGGAGAAAUUGGAAAAGGAGAAGGCAGAGAAAGAAGACGAAGAAGACGAGCAUGAGGAGAAGCUGCUGAAUAUGAAGCAGAAGGUGGCUGUCAUGCAAGCUCAACAAGAAGAGGAGCGAGCCAGAGUGGAAAAGGCCAAGCAAGAGGUCCUGCUAGAACAGGAGAGUGAGAAGAAUGUUUUAUUACAGACGCUACUCCAGACCCAGGCAGACAUAAGAGAAGCCUGCGAGCAGCUCGAGCAGCUCAGGCAGGAGGUGAACGAGCAGCAAGAGAGCGGGCAGAUGUCCCAGCAGCAGGAGUUGUUGAGCCAUGGACUGGAGGUGCUGCGCCAGGAGCCCUCUCACCAGGCGCACGCCCUGGCCGGGGUGUCCACGGAGAAGGAGUUGGUGCUGCAGGAGAAGGCUGCCCUCGAGGUGCCACUGGCAGCCACAGAGCGGGACAGACAAGGCCUUUCCGAGCAGCUGGCAGAGGCCAGGUCAGGGAGGGAGAGCCUGGAAUCGGUCCUGUUUGAGGCUCAGCAGCACUUAUUUCAGCUGGAGACCGGCAGGAGUCAGCUUGAAGUCCAACUUCAUGCAGUCAGGCAGGCCAAGGAUGCGUUGCAGGGGGAAGUGAAGUGCCUCCAGUCUCCUCAGGAAACUGAUCACAAAAAGGAACUGAAAGAGCUCCAGCAAUACGUGGCACGUGAACGGGAAGAGCUGCAAGAGAUGCUGGAGAAAUUGGAAAAGGAGAAGGCAGAGAAAGAAGACGAAGAAGACGAGCAUGAGGAGAAGCUGCUGAAUAUGAAGCAGAAGGUGGCUGUCAUGCAAGCUCAACAAGAAGAGGAGCGAGCCAGAGUGGAAAAGGCCAAGCAAGAGAGUGCCGAGGAACAGCGGUGCCCCGCCUGUGUCUGCGGGGACCGAACUGGCGGGGCGGCACUCAGAGACAACAGCGUGUCCCAGUCCUGUCAGUCCUUUAACCGAGUCCACUGAAUCCCAUGAGGAUGGAUCUUCAAGGAGAACAAGCACCUAUUUCUGAUGGCAGCAGGCUCUGGCAGCCCAAAGGAAACACGCUCCGCUUUAAGCACAAAUCAAAGUCAGUCUCCAAAACAGAACAGAAAAGGGAGCGGCCCAAAGUAAGGCAAUAAAAAGCUCUGGAGAGCAAUAUCUGGCAAGAACCAUCGUUGGGUUUUUGUUAUCUGUUCCAAAGGUUCUUCAGAACUGAUCAACCCCUUUGCAAAAAAUAAUUAAACAAAGGUGCCGAACGUUAAAUAAUUCAAUAAGAACCCAAGAACGGAUCAAACUGAAUUCAGCCGGAUCAGAUAAGAGAAGCUGGAGCUCAGAAGCAGCAGCAGCUCUUGGGAAACACACUGACUCAAAAUGGUAUUUAGCAGCCUUGCUAACACCACACUCUGCGGUGGGGAAGUGUAGCAGUUACGGAGCAUGACAAACACUCUCUAAACUAUCAGUUGUAGAGCUCUGCAAGUUCUGCGCUCUUCUAGAACCCCCAUGAGGAGGACAAAUACCUUGAACCUUUUGUGCUUUUUUUGGUUUGGCUUGUUUUUUUGGAAAACAGAACUUAUCACAUUUGAUCUUAGAAACCUGAAAGAGCAGAAGGACAGAAUCUUGUUCCUUCCCUGCGUAACUGCCCCAUGAUGUCUGUCUCUGAACAGCACAUGGUAACGAGUCCAGGACCCAAAGCCUGACGAGAAUUCCAAAGAGGUUUCUCUGAUGAUGAUGCAAACCACACUGGCUCCUGCGCUGCACGGAACAGGAGCUACCCUGGACACAGAAGACCUUCCAGAGUCUUAGCACGGGCCUCUAACUUCAGCCUAAAGAGCCAUGUCCUAGUCACAG
Messenger RNA from Cuculus canorus (common cuckoo), 5400 nucleotides. Its product is annotated as centrosome-associated protein CEP250-like. Lineage: Eukaryota; Metazoa; Chordata; Aves; Cuculiformes; Cuculidae. The transcript has 33 exons. Gene Ontology annotation, biological process: cilium assembly. The record is from RefSeq and is a predicted model, not a curated record. The coding region runs from base 1 to 4536 and encodes 1511 amino acids.